CCUGAAAUUAAAGAGCAAUUUACUGGUUGCUUUGAUUUUAAUUUUGUGGAGGCUUUGGGGGGUUUUUUCCGAUCGGAAAUGGCUUCAGUGUCGUCUUCUUCUUCUUCUUCCGCCGCCGUCGUCACUGACAGAAGAGGAAUUCCGGCGGCUCAGUUUGUGGAGGACGUUCGUACCUAUCUCUCUCAAUUAGAACUCGAUGUUCAAUCCGCCCUUGCUUUUCUCCAAGAGCGACUUCAGCAGUACAAGUUAGUUGAGAUGAAGCUCCUUGCUCAACAAAGGGACCUGCAGGCAAAGAUUCCAGACAUAAAGAAGUGUUUGGAUAUAGUUGCUACUUUACAAGCAAAGAAGGAUGCAGCCACUGGUGAGCCACUUGUAGCAGAUUUUGAGAUCUCUGAAGGCAUAUAUUCCCGGGCUCGUAUCGAGGAAACUGACUCAGUUUGUCUGUGGCUUGGUGCAAAUGUCAUGCUGGAUUAUUCAUGUGAAGAGGCCACAGCCCUCCUACAGAAGAAUCUAGAUAAUGCUAAAGCAAGCUUAGAAGUUCUUGUUGCCGAUCUACAGUUUCUGAGGGACCAGGUGACAAUAACUCAGGUGACGAUAGCCCGGGUUUACAACUGGGACGUUCAUCAGCGUCGAAUUCAGCUGGCUGGCGCCAGUGUAGAAGACUCAUAAGUUCUCUCACGACCCUCCGAAAUUUCAUUGUUGGCAAAGAAUCCAUUUCCUGAUUGCCAGUCCCAUCCUGAUCCAUACCUUUUGAAUUUAGGCCAUUCAAAAUUUCCUUUUGUUGUCAUUGUCAAAAAAAAAAAAAAAAAGAAANAACCUUUUCAUUUGAGGGCUCUGAUCUCACCUACACUUUCAGGCAUACUCCCCAUAACAAAAAAAGCAAAACCAUCGUAGAAGAAAAGUAAUGCCUAUAUCUAGGAUGAGGUUUGUUAUAUAUUAGGAUGCUUUUUGUGCCUUGCUUGUUCUGUUACAUUUGUUAGAUUCUGCUGCUGUAGUUUUUGGGAUGACGGGCGUCUCGGGUGCGGAUGCGUUACUCGGUUUAGUGACUUCAUAACUUUCUGAUUUCGAGUAGUUCGUAAUUGUGAUGUGGGUAAGAAGACUUGGGAGAAUGAGUCUCAAAUAUGUUUCUAUUAGGUUCUUGUUUUAAAAACUAGGAAAAGUUGUAUUUCUGGUUGUGUUACAAUUUUACUGUGCUACAAUUAUAAUAGUUUUGUGUUUAUUUUUAAA
Molecule: messenger RNA, 1227 nt
Organism: Cucurbita pepo subsp. pepo (vegetable marrow)
Lineage: Eukaryota; Viridiplantae; Streptophyta; Magnoliopsida; Cucurbitales; Cucurbitaceae
Product: prefoldin subunit 3
Biological process (GO): tubulin complex assembly; microtubule-based process; protein folding
Cellular component (GO): cytoplasm; prefoldin complex
Molecular function (GO): tubulin binding
Source: RefSeq, a predicted model, not a curated record